Messenger RNA from Fusarium sp. VM40, 411 nucleotides. The record is from the annotation of a GenBank genome assembly. Lineage: Eukaryota; Fungi; Ascomycota; Sordariomycetes; Hypocreales; Nectriaceae.
AUGGCCGACUCAUCACUGACAAACGGGCAGGAUGCCUUGGAGGAGAAACUCGGUCGUUUAUCGAAGAAACCUGGUGUGAAAGCGAGCAUCGUCCUCGACCGAGCUACUGGCACAAUCCUCAAAACCAGCGGACAAGUUGACGCCCUCCAGACUUCCAAGUCUCGAACCACUUCGACUGCGACAUCAUUUACAAACGACGUUCCGGCGCUAGAGGAGAGCGAAACGCGAGGGGUCGAGCAGUUCGCGGCGAUCGUCUGGAACUACGUGAACAGCUCUGGAAGCUUGGUUCAGGAGCUGGACGGUGAGGAUGAGGUGAAGCUUCUACGGUUACGAACAAGGAAGCAAGAGUUGGUCAUUGUACCGGAUGCUAAGUAUCUGCUUGUGGUUGUGCAUGACACACCUCCAGCUUGA